Molecule: messenger RNA, 709 nt
Organism: Cervus elaphus (red deer)
Lineage: Eukaryota; Metazoa; Chordata; Mammalia; Artiodactyla; Cervidae
Product: PABIR family member 1-like
Exons: 7
Coding region: 217-606 (129 amino acids)
Biological process (GO): mitotic G2/M transition checkpoint
Cellular component (GO): nucleus; cytoplasm
Molecular function (GO): protein serine/threonine phosphatase inhibitor activity
Source: RefSeq, a predicted model, not a curated record
GUCCCUAACUCUGAAGAGCCAAACAAUUGAAAAAAUCCUUAACUUUCUGGGGCUGAACAACCAAGAGAAAUUCAAGGAUAUGUGAGAAGACAGAUGCUAUCUUGGCCAUCAUUGUCAGGAAAGAGGCAAGGGGCAGAUGGCAGCAGACCGGGACAUACAAUGAAGUGUACCACAGGGGUCAAGGUAUACAUCUAAGCAAAACAACAACCCAAGAUCAUGGCACAUGACUACGGAACAGCAAAUGUUGAUCAGGGAACACAGCCAGCUGACUUGUUCUUAUGUGAACGGGAGCCAGAAAAACCGGAGAGCUCCAAACAAAGCUUCUGCACGGACAGAGCACGGGAGAAAAUGGAACUACAUUUUGAGGUGCUGCGGAGUUCAACCACUACAGAAGAUAACACUUUGAGACGAUCCAGCAGCGCCCCUUUGAUCAGUGGCUUUGGUGAUAAUUCACAAGUGUUACAAUCUGAUUCAAUAAGAACUCGAAGAAACAGUGCAACAUGUAUAAUACAACACAGUCUGUUUGCGCCAUCUUCUCCCAGUCAUGCUUCUGUCAGUCAGCCUCCAUCAAAUCAAACAGGAAGAAAGCAUGAGUUUAAUGAAUAGAGAAGCAAUGCAUGAAUGAGUAACAAUGAGGUAGAGAAACCAUCUCCUGCAAACUGCACUGAUUUAAUUCCAGCAUCUGCAGCAGCUUCUCUCACCAAGGUAA